Messenger RNA from Cyprinodon tularosa, 1472 nucleotides. Its product is annotated as guanine nucleotide-binding protein subunit alpha-13. Gene Ontology annotation, molecular function: GTPase activity; G-protein beta/gamma-subunit complex binding; D5 dopamine receptor binding. The transcript has 5 exons. NCBI's taxonomy places the organism in Eukaryota, Metazoa, Chordata, Actinopteri, Cyprinodontiformes, Cyprinodontidae. Gene Ontology annotation, cellular component: heterotrimeric G-protein complex; brush border membrane. The record is from RefSeq and is a predicted model, not a curated record. Gene Ontology annotation, biological process: adenylate cyclase-activating G protein-coupled receptor signaling pathway; Rho protein signal transduction. The coding region runs from base 73 to 1209 and encodes 378 amino acids.
CGGCGGUCCGGAUGGGCCGUGAAGGCAGCAGCAGCUCUCCUCUCUAACUGUAUCGAUGAAGUUGCUUCAAAGAUGGCGGACUUCCUGCCGUCCCGCUCCCUGCUAUCGCUCUGUUUUCCUAACUGUUUCCUCACGAGCGGAGAGGCAGAGCAGCUGCGGAAGUCUAAGGAGAUAGAUAAAUGCAUCCACCGAGAUAAAACCUACGUUAAAAGGUUAGUAAAGAUCUUAUUGCUGGGAGCGGGAGAGAGCGGCAAGUCCACGUUCCUCAAACAGAUGCGGAUUAUCCACGGAGAGGACUUCGACCAGAAGGCCAGGGAGGAGUUCAGGGCCACCAUCUACAGCAACGUUAUUAAAGGUAUCCGGGUGCUGGUGGAUGCACGGGAAAAGCUCCACAUCCCAUGGGGGAACCCAUCCAACCAGCAGCAUGGAGACAACAUGAUGGCGUUCGAUACCCGUUCCGCCGUGGCCCAUGGUCGGGGGAUGGUUCAGCCCAAAGUGUUCCAGCACUACCUGCCGUCUAUCCGCGCUCUGUGGGCGGACCAAGGCAUCCAGAACGCCUACGACCGCCGCCGCGAGUUUCAGCUGGGCGAGUCAGUCAAGUAUUUCCUGGAUAAUUUGGAAAAGCUUGGGCAGUCGGACUACCUCCCCAGCCAGCAGGACAUCCUACUGGCCAGGAAACCAACCAAGGGUAUCCACGAGUACAACUUUGAGAUCAAGAACGUUCCUUUCAAAAUGGUGGACGUUGGUGGCCAGCGCUCGGAGAGGCGGCGUUGGUUUGAAUGCUUUGACUCGGUCACUUCCAUCCUCUUCCUUGUCUCCUCUUCUGAAUAUGAUCAGGUGCUCAUGGAGGACCGGCAGACAAACAGGCUGAGCGAGUCGCUCAACAUCUUUGAGACCAUCGUCAACAACAGGGUCUUCAGCAACGUCUCCAUCAUCCUGUUCCUCAACAAGACGGACCUCCUGGAGGAGAAGGUGAAGCAGGUUUCUAUCAAGGACUAUUUCCCCGAGUUCUCUGGCCAUCCCAGCAGCCUGGCUGACGUUCAGAGCUUCCUGGUCGAGUGUUUCCGCAGAAAGCGCCGCGACCAGCAGCAGAAGCCCCUCUACCACCACUUCACCACGGCCAUCAACACGGAGAACAUCCGGCUGGUGUUCCGGGACGUCAAGGACACCAUCCUGCACGACAACCUGAAGCAGCUAAUGCUGCAGUGAGGGAGCAGACCGGGACUCGGACCUGAACCCGGACCGGGACUCGGACCUGAACCCGGACCGGGACUCGGACCUGAACCCGGACCAGGAGGAGAACAGGAGCAGGUUUCUCAGUGCCUUCAUGCAUCCUUCUGCUCCUGUUGAACUCAGACUGUGUAUUAAAGUCACCACUACUGCGGCCACGCCCCCCUCACCCUCCGCCUUAACGAGCUCGUUGGCUGUGACUGAGAGCCCCCCCUCACCCUCCGCCUUAACGAGCUCGUUGG